This is a messenger RNA of Fusarium graminearum PH-1, 390 nucleotides long. RefSeq lists its product as uncharacterized. The transcript has 2 exons. Lineage: Eukaryota; Fungi; Ascomycota; Sordariomycetes; Hypocreales; Nectriaceae. The coding region runs from base 1 to 390 and encodes 129 amino acids. The record is from RefSeq and is a predicted model, not a curated record.
AUGAAUUGGACGUCAUCUACCAGGUCUGCUUGUUCUGGCUGUUCGACUGAUUUGACACCCGUUGGCGACAAAGGGUCUACCGUAAACAACCCUGUGCGUUUUUUCCAUGGCUGGAGUAUGGAUCUCCUUGACUACAACCUUCCACGUGGGUAUCGAGUGAUCAGAAUUACUCAUAUCGAUACCAGGAUCGAGACCGCGGACGGAUACAAGGCCUUUCUUCCCUAUGUCAGCAUUGAGAAGGAUGAAACGUUGGCCACAUACAUCACUCGUGUCGGAGAUGAAGGCCUGGUCAAGAUUGGGGUCAAGAAGGAAGUAUCUGACGCACUUUUCAAAACGCAGCUGUCUGCCAUCAAGUUCCUCUGGGAUGGUUCCUCAGCCAGCCAUCCAUGA